This is a messenger RNA of Cyprinus carpio (common carp), 2508 nucleotides long. RefSeq names its product protein spire homolog 1-like. The coding region runs from base 325 to 2508 and encodes 727 amino acids. The record is from RefSeq and is a predicted model, not a curated record. Gene Ontology annotation, biological process: actin filament polymerization; intracellular transport; cleavage furrow formation. Gene Ontology annotation, molecular function: actin binding. Gene Ontology annotation, cellular component: cell cortex; cytoplasmic vesicle membrane. NCBI's taxonomy places the organism in Eukaryota, Metazoa, Chordata, Actinopteri, Cypriniformes, Cyprinidae. The transcript has 18 exons.
GAACGUUUGUCUGAGGAAGGUCGCCGAGCAACAGCGAAAAUUAAGCUACUAAGGUGUAUUUAUGAUUAAUUUGUGAACACAUGUGAGGAGGACGCUGUUAAACUACACAAGAAAUAUAUUUAAUCAAAGGAAAGUGGUGGAAAUGUUCUUUAAACAGGGUCUUAAUAUAAACAAGCCACGCCUACUUUUGCAUCCUCGCUUGACGUAGCUUGCCGUUCCUGAGGCAGAAUCAGCAGUGAGCAUCAUCAUCAUCAUCACACCGAGCGCAGGUGCAUUGGUCCCCAGCACUCCUCUCCUCUUCUCUCUGCUGGAGAGGAUGAGACGAUGGCUCGCAGGAGAGAUGAAGAUGAUGAUGAUUACGGACACAAGCUGAGAGAGGAAGAGGAGGAUGCGCGCCCCGUUAUGGACAGCGAGGAUGAGGACGAUCUGUCCCUGGACGAGAUUUUACAUCUCUACAAGCAGCCCAUCAACGAGGAGCAGGCGUGGGCUGUGUGUUACCAGUGCUGUCGCUCUUUUCGGGAGGAUUCGCAGGGGUCCAGCGGCUCUGCUGCUUCCGGAGGAGCGGAACACGUGAGGAUCUAUAAAGACGGAUCGGUGCGGUUUCAUUCCGGAGACAGAUCAGGUGUGCGUAACCCCAGCCGAUCCUCCACACAGGCGAUCGAGUCUCUGGGCAUCAUGAUCUAUAAGGCUCUGGAUUACGGGCUGAAGGAGAACGAGGAGCGAGAGCUGAGUCUGCCGCUCGAGCAGCUCAUCGACCUCAUGACCAACGUGGCCAACGCAGAGAGCGAUGAAGGCUACGACGCCACUGAGGAAGACGAGGAUGACCGGGAGCGGGAUCCCGCCCACCCCUGCCGUAUCCGCGGCUACCGUGACAUCAUCAAGCUGUGUGCCCUUCACCUGCCCGCGCCGGCAGACGCGCCCAAUCACUACCAGGCCGUGUGUCGAGCUCUGUACGCCGAGACCAAAGAGCUCCGCACCUUCCUGGAGAAGAUCCAGAGCGCCAAAGAGAACCUGCGUAAGAUGGAGGGGGACGCCGUUGACGAACCUGGCAGAGAGCUAAACGAGCUGCAGAAUGCUGAUUGGGCGUGGCUCUGGGUGCAGGUGAUGCGAGAUCUGAGGAACGGCGUGAAGCUGAAGAAGGUACAGGAGCGGGAGUAUAACCCGCUGCCGAUCGAGUUCCAGCUCACGCCGUACGAGAUGCUCAUGGACGACAUCCGCUCCAAACGCUACAAGCUACGCAAGGUCAUGGUGAAUGGAGAUAUUCCUCCCAGGUUAAAGAAGAGCGCUCACGAGGUCAUACUGGAGUUUAUCAGGUCCAGACCCCCCCUUAACCCCGUGGCGGCGCGUAAACUCAAACCGCAGGCCGAACGUCCUCCCAGCCUGCACGAGCGCAUUCUGGAGGAGAUCAAAUCCGAGAGGAAGCUGAGGCCCGUGUCGCCCGAUAUGAUCCGCAGGAGUCGAUUUGCCAUUCGGCCUCUUAGCAUGUCUCAGAGUUUUGAUUCAUCAGGUAAAGCCUCGUAUGGGGCGCUGUCGUUGGCCAAUGGCGUGUCGCUUCAGCAGAACGGCUCCGGCGGCUUUCAGAGGAAGAGGCUUCAAGCACCGACUCUGGCUGAACUGGACAGCUCUGAUUCAGACGACGAGACCUUAGGUCAAAGGUCAGCCAGCUGCUCUAGCAUCUCCACAUCCAUGGUGGACGACACGUCGCCAGAAUCCGUCCUGAGCAAGAAAACUCGGCCCAUGUUCCUGCCCAUCUCGUCCACGCCGCAGCCGGAGAGACGUCAGCACGCCCAGCGCCGGCACUCCAUCGAGAAGGAAACACCCACCAGUGUGCGUCACUUCCUGCCGCCCUCCAGACACAGCUCAAAAUCCUUAGAGGAGUUUUGUUUCCCGGUGGAGUGUCUGUCUCUGACGGUGGAGGAAGUGAUGCACAUUCGGCAGGUUUUGGUCAAAGCUGAACUGGAGAAGUUUCAGCAGUACAAAGACAUUUACAAUGCCAUGAAGAAGGGGAAGCUGUGCUUCUGCUGCCGGACGAAGCGGUUUUCCUUCUUCACCUGGUCCUACACCUGUCAGUUUUGUAAAAGGCCUGUGUGUUCACAAUGCUGUAAAAAAAUGCGCCUCCCAUCAAAGCCUUAUGGCAGUCUCCCCAUUUACUCUCUGGGUCCGUCCACGUCCACCCUGAAACGGGACACAGCCGGUCACAAGCCAGAGAAGCCCAGCGGGAGCCACCAUCGACCCAGCCUACAGCGCACCUUAUCUAAGCACACGCGUCAGUCGUCCUCGUCUCAGGAGGACAUGGAGCUCCCGAAAGAGCUGGUGGAAGACUGGAACACCAUGGAGGUUUGCGUCGACUGCAAGAAGUUCAUCUCCGACAUCAUCGCCUCCAGCAAGCACAGCCUGUCUCUGGCCAACAAGAGAGCGCGCUUGAAACGCAAGACUCAGUCCUUCAUCGUGGCGUCGGAGACGGGCGCAGAAUACCGGCCUUCGGAGAGAACUAUCAAUGAGGUGUAG